AUGAACAACAACAACAACAGCACUUCGAGUAGUCUCAGUAGAUCCCUUCUCGACUCUGAUUUAGACCCUUAUUCUCCAGGUUAUCAUAAUAAUAAUAAUAAUAAUAAUAAUAAUAAUAAUAGUCAACAACAACAACAACAACAACAACCAAAUCAACCACCACAACUACAGCAACAACAACAACAACAACAAUCAAUACCCAUCCCUCCUCAACAUCAUGGAGCUAAUCAUCAACAAUCAAUAGAAGAGAUGUUUGACAAGAUUGAUUUAUUUGGUGAUAUUGGUGGUGGUUCCGGUUUAGAUACUCCCAAACAACAACAACAAUCAACAUCACAAUCAUCAAAAACUAUCAAUAAUAAUAAUCUAUUGGAUUUAUCUGGAUUUGAACAAAUAUUAUCAAUUAAUAAUAAUAGUAAUAACAAUAAUAAUAAUAGAAAUAAUAGAAAUGAUGAAAAGGAUGAAGAGAUAAGAUUUAAAGAAAAGAUAUUUAAUAGUAAUAGAUUGGAUUCAUUGAUUGAACAAUUAAAAGAGACGACAUUGAUACAUGGAGAGAUUCAAUCGGAAAAGGCAAUCAAUGAGAAUAACAUUCGAUCUUUGUACAGACAGUUAUGGAUCGUUGCCGAUGAUGUACAGACGCUUUCGGAAACGUGUCCAUGUGGAUCGACCGUCAACCACGUUGUCAAGAACCAAGUGUCACGUCUCAACAUUGAUAUUGCCAAGCAGCUCGAAACACUUCUUACCCAGAACCACCAUUACAACACCUCUCAAUUUGUCGGCUCUCUCUUUUCACAAUCUCUCAAUGAGUUGCGUGUCCUAAUCUAUUUGUAUAGGUUUGUUUGUCGUGACCUUGAAAAUAGUAAUAAUAAUAAUAAUAAUGAUUUGAUUGACGACUUGUCUGAUGCAUCGGAUACUGAUACAUCUGCAACAUCAGCUGCCAAACUACUCAACACUGAAACGAUCAUACUUGACAAACUCGUGACUGCCUAUAGUAGUAGUGAUAACACGACUGUGCCGUCACCACCUAUCCUCAGUUUGUUGUGUCAACUUACACUCAAGCUCAAGUCUAAACUUGAUACUUAUAGUAUCAGUGCUAGUAAGCAGCAGCAGUCGUCAUCAACCCAUGGAUUGGAUGGAAGUGGUAACCUAAUCGACACGAUUGAUUUUGAAGACGAUAUAUUGACAUCAACGACUACACCACAAUCACUACUCCAACAAGAAAGUGUUAAACGGUACAACAAGAUUAUUGCCGAUGUUACAUUCAACUUUAAACAAGAGUUUGUUGCAUGGGGAUACAUAUUGAUUCAACCGACCAUCGAAGAUGUGUUUCAACGCGACUGGUUACUUAAACUAUUCCACAUACCCGAUGUGUUGGCUGCCAACCAAGCAGGUGUCACACCCAACAUCAAAUAUCUCUCCGAACAAUCCUACAUCAACCUCGUCUCUCAACUCGACUUUAAGAAUCGAUUUGCCAGACUCACCACCUACCAAAACCUCAACGUCCACGAUAAAAUACUCUAUCCUCUUCAAAAAGCUUUGGAACUCUCCAUCUCACUUAAAAUGAUGCAAUUAUCUCAAACCAUUUGUAAAAUAUUAGCUAUGAAAGUGAAAAAUGUUUGGGGAUAUUAUUCAAGAGUUUGGAUUAAAUUAUUAAAAGUUAAUUUAUUUGAUGAAGAGAAUUUAACAAUAUUAAAUUAUUUAGCAUGUGGUAGUUAUUUAAAGAAUUAUGGUAAUGAGAUGAUAAGAGAAUUAGAAUCAUCUUCUGUAUCAAAUCAUGAUAUAAAAGCAAUGACCAAAUCAUUGGAACGUAGACCAUGGAUUUGUUAUAUGAUAUUAAUGGCACAUAUACAUACACAAAAGAAAUCAAUGUCACAACCAAAGUUAAAGGAUUGUUUGGUACUGAUAAAGGAAAUGGCUAUCGACCUCAAAACCAAUGCCAUUUCACUCAUCUUUUGGGAACAAUUUUGGGUUCUCUAUUUUGAAUUACUCAUGACUAAUCAAACUGAUCCCAUGUCUCAAGACACCAAGAAUAAUCUAUAUUCCACAAUCUCUCUCUACAUGAACAAAUAUCCAAUGACUCCUCCAAUUAAAAAAAUAUUUGAAACUUUUACAACUUGGAACAAACAUACUAUAUUAUCAUAUAAUGGAGAAAAAUUUAUAACACCAUCAAAUGAAGAAUUAUAUAAAAUAUUUAUAACCAAUGCAUUAUGGGUAUUUGCAAAGAAUGAAGAUAAAUUAAAUCAAGAACGUAAUCAAAAACAUUGGUUGUCUGGAUUUUCAAAGAUUAUUGAUCCCAAAGUAUUGUGUGAUCAAUUGCCAAUGAUCAAACCUGCAACUGCCAGUGACUUUAGUUUGGAAGUGAAGAAAUACAAAAAUUUCAUAGAGAUUUUAACAACCACCUCUAAAAAUCUUUCAAAUGGUCAUAGACACAGUAAUUCUGGUGAAUUUGAAGGCAUCAGAUUAUUUAAUGAUCUAAAAUUAUAUAUUGGUCAUUCUAAAAGAUUAUCAAAUGAUAUUUUAAAUGAUGAUAAAGUAUUUUUAGAUCUUAGUCAAAAUUUACAUACUACUACUACUUCAAAACAAAAUGUAUUAUUAAGAUGUACAAAUGUUUGUAUUGGGGUAACAAGUCAAUAUGAUCAAAAAAUAUCAAAACCAAAUACUCAUAUUCAAAUGGAGAUUCAAGAGAAUAGAAAAAAGUUUAAUCAAAAUUUCUAUUCAUUGUUUGAAAGAAUCUAUCAAUUAUCACUAUUGGCAUGUGUUGUAGAAGAUGAACAUCUUUUAACCAUGUUUAAAGGAAGAGAAAUUGAUCUAUUCAAACAUCUUGUCGAUUUGGUUCAAGAUAAUCAUACUGAUAGUAUUGUAUCAAAGUUGAUUUGUACUAUUAGAGAGAUUGCAAUUGACAUUGGUAGAGAGAUUUUGACCAAAGAUCCAUCAAAUCAACAAUUCCUUGUUGAUUACUUUUUCAAAAAGGAUCCAAAGAAUGGUACCACUUCGGGUGACUUUUCCAUUUUUAUCAGUUUAUUCUCACCAUCCAACAUUACAAACAUCAACACUUAUUUGGAUGUAUUAGAGGAUUGUGUUCGUUUCAAUGGUAUAUCAAACAAAGAAAAGAGAGAAAUCAUCGACUUGUUUAAAUUGGAAAAUCGUAUUCAACAAUUAUUUACUUGUCCAAGUGGUAAAGAUCGUCUUGUUAAUCUCUUACCUUAUUUUAUUACUUUACCAAUGAUGGAAUCAACUAUAGUUUUAAUUAAUUCUUUAUUAUUUAUUGACUCAUCACAUUUAAUUAAUAUAACAUUAAUGAUGGUAAAAUAUAAAGCAUCAUUUGAAUUGAUGGAAAAGGUGUUUGGUAAAAGUAAACCAUUUUAUGAAUUUUUAAAGUCAUUGGGUCACUCGGACCAACAGAAUCUUAUCAUUCAGACUAUCAUCGAGUUGAUGACAGACACCAAGUCUGUGAGUGCACUGUUUUUGCUUGGUAAUAUUAUAUCGUAUGAUUUCCUCAACCGACCAUUCCUUCAGUCGCUGUUGACCAAGAUACGUCUUAUUUACAUCCAAGCGAUCCGACCAAUCGACAAUGCCACCUCACCAAGCCAACACAGUCAACCCUAUGUAUUGAACAAUACCGAAUUCAAACUGUCGUUGGAUUUCUUUGUCGAUUUGACAUUGUUGAUCCCACGUGCCGUCAAUAUGCUCUGGGAGGUAUUCUACUAUGGUUAUAUGCCACUUCUCGAUCAAAUGGAGACACAUGGCAGCUCGGGUGUGGCCGAUCGUCACACUCAGGAAUUGGUCGAGUUGAUUGGUAACCUGGCGAUUGGAGGUCACAUGAACGUGGCCACGUUCCAUAUUCAGAGCGCCGAUGUAUUAGAGCAAAUGUGUCAUGUCAUUUGUCAGACCAUCUACUCUGAUAUUGUAGUGGCUAUUUUCUCUAUUGUCGAUUGGAAUCUUCUCUUUUCAAUGGAAAAGAUUCCAGAUGUCGUUGCACUACACUAUCUCAAGCUAUCGAUCUACAUGUCGAUCAUGAAUGGUCGUUCCGUGUCGGCACCAGAGACUGGAUUGGCAUUGGCAUCGGAAGGUGUCUCUUUGGAUUGGUACAAGUGUGGUGAUUUGUCUGAAGCAUCGGUUGUCUUUGAUGGCAGUACCUUUACCUCCAUCAUUGCAAGUCCCACCCUAAAACUCAAUCCCUCACAAUCCAUCGUCGAAGCAUUGACACUAUUCAAAGAGAUUACUCUCUACCUUGACAAUUAUUCUCUUGCUAUUGCUCUAACCUUGGAAAUUCGUUCAUUGUUAUAUUUUAUUGCUCAAAGUUUUGAUCAUUCUUCUUGUAUGUCUAAAAAAAAAGAAAAAAGAAAAAAGAAAAAGAAAAAUUGGUAUUUACCAUUUGUAGAUCAAUUAAAUUUAGUACAAAAUUUAUUGUUACCAUUGAUUAGAUCAUUGGCAGAAAACAAGGCAGCCAAAGAUCAAGAACAAUCAGGUAUUCAACAAAGAAUGAAAUCGAUUUUAAAGAUUACCAUGUCAUGUUUGGAAUUCUCUCAACAUUUGCCCAAGACUGAUUGUCCACUCUUUUACGGAUCACUCACUACCGUCGAUGAACAGGGACACUUGGAUUCAUACAACAAGAUUCAAAGAAUUAUGAUGGCAUUUUGUUCAUCUCUAUCGAUGAAUCUUUGUUUACAAAUCAUGCCAAUUGCUCAUAUCGUUCUUCACGGUACCAAUUAUUGUCAAGUAAUGGAAUCUGUUCUACAUUCUUUCUUUACCGAUGACACUAUCCCAGUUUCAACUUUAAUUAACAAAUAUUUAGUAUUUACAGACCCUCAUUUAAUUAUUGAAAAAUCAAUUCAAAAUGGAUGUCCAUUAUUAUUUAAUCCUCUCACCUCCUUAUUCUCAAAAAACAAAGCUGUCCUACCUCAAACUCAUUUAGCUUCACGUGCUUGUUGUGUAUUUUUACAAAGAUCUAUCCUUCAACAAAUUGGUAAAUCAAAAGAAGAUGAAUCAUUAUUAAAUACAACAUCAGAUUCAUUAAUGGAAAUGAAAAAGAAAUCAAGUCCAACAUUUAGUAGUGGAGCAGGAGGUGGUAGUGCAACACAAUACCAUGCUUUUAAUCAAUUUUUUGAACAAGCCGAAAACUUUUUAUCGCCCAUUGUAGAGAUUGAUGAUUUCUCACAAAUCCUUGUACAAACUCUUAUCCCAUUUGCUUCCUAUCUAUUAAAUUUAUUAAAUCCUUUUUCGAUCGAUCUCCGACUCUACUGGUCCGUGCCACGCUUGCAUCGUCUGCUCACGUAG
This is a messenger RNA of Cavenderia fasciculata, 5274 nucleotides long. RefSeq lists its product as uncharacterized. The record is from RefSeq and is a predicted model, not a curated record. The transcript has 12 exons. Bases 1 to 5274 code for a protein of 1757 amino acids. NCBI's taxonomy places the organism in Eukaryota, Evosea, Eumycetozoa, Acytosteliales, Cavenderiaceae.